CACGUGAUAAAUAGUUGACGUCACCAGAAAGUUACGAUGUCGGAUCCUCAAAAAAGUGAUAUUACUGCAAUAUUUAAGCGGUUAAGAUCAAUUACAACUAAUAAGCAAUGUUUCGACUGUCAAGCGAAUAACCCAACAUGGGCCAGUGUUACAUAUGGAGUAUUCUUAUGUAUAGACUGUUCAGCAACACAUAGAUCUCUAGGAGUACAUUUAACAUUUAUACGAUCAACACAACUAGACACAAGUUGGACAUGGCCUCAGUUAAGAGCCAUGCAAGUAGGAGGAAAUGCAAAUGCUACUGCAUUCUUCCGACAACACGGCUGCAAUACAUCAGACUCUCAGCAGAAAUAUCACAGCAGAACUGCCAAAUUAUACAAAGAAAAACUCCAUUCCUUGGCACAGGCUGCCAUGAGACAAUACGGAACACAGGUCCAUAUCAACACUGGCCAUGAUGUAUCAUCUCCAUCAGCUACAACAAAAGAUGUUGAUUUCUUCAAAGAGCAUGCAUCUGCUGCUUUAUUUACACCACAAUCUGAUAGUACAGCACCUCCAGUUAACAAUGGAUCUGUUGCUAGUAACAAUGGAACGGUUGCUCAACCUAUACAAAAUGGCAACCUGAAAAAGGAGGAAAAUGGAGUGAAUGGUCAAGGACCAUGUGUAGAGGCUGCAUUGAGCACAUCUCCCACUGAAGCUGUAGCUAAAGCUGAGCCAAGGAAGUCUACUAUUGGAGCAAGAAAACCAGCAGCUGUGAAGAAAUCAGGGCUUGGAGGCAAAAAAUCAAAGUUUGGUGCCCAAAAGGUGAAAACGAACUUUGAUCAGCUUGAAAGUGAGGCUCAGAUGCGAGAUCAAGCAAAAGAGGAUGCCACAAAAGAACAGAUAGCUCGCGAGAAGCUAUCAGAGGAAGAACAGAUUAAGAGCAUGGCCUCUAUGAAACUCGCUUACCAAGAUAUGUCUCAAGAAAAGAAAAAAGCUGAAGAUAAAAUUCGCCUUACUGACCCAAAGAAAGCUGCUCAGUUAGAAAGAUUAGGAAUGGGAUUUGCAGGUGGAAAGGGAGUAAGCCAUUCUGCAAUCACAGAUAUGCAGACCAUAGACCAAGAAAAACCAAGUUCUGGCAGGGAACGUUCAGGAUUUGAUAGAUACUCCUCCAAUAAAAGCCGCGACUUUUUUGAUGACGAAUUUGAGUUUGUUAGUGGUAGUGGAUUUAAUAGUGGCCCACCAAAAUAUGACAGUCCAUUUGGCAAAGAUAAGGGCGCUGACCGUGACGACAGAUUUGGAGGGGGAUUCUCUAGUAGUAAAUGGGACAGUGCAGAUAGAUUUGAGAAAAGACAAAAUAGUUCUGAAGAUAUGCCCCAUAAAGAGAAAGAUGACUAUAGCGAGGAUACUGAUGACAUCAUUGAUGACGCAAAUAAUGAUGACGAUGAAAGAAGUGGGAGGAGUCGCAAGACCUAUGAUCCUCCAAGUGAGUCUACAGAUGCCCAAAAGAAAUUUGGUUCUGCCAAAGCUAUAUCCUCAGAUGCCUAUUUUGGUGACACACAAUCAAAGUUUGAACGUGAGAGAAAUAUGUCACGUUUUGAGGGGAGCAAUUCUAUAUCAAGCGACGACUAUUUCGGAACUGGUGCACCUAGACGUACCAAUAAUUAUGACAAUGGGCCUGAUCUGGCAGAUAUUAAAGAUGGCGUAAGGCAGGGAGUGACCAAGGUUGCUGGGAGGCUUUCAAAUAUAGCUAAUGGUGUUAUUAAUAGUUUACAGAGAAAAUAAUACAAGUGAAGUGUUGUAUACAAGACAAAUAUGGGAACUGAUGGAAGGGAAGUGACAUCACAGAGUGUAUAUGAUAUCAACAAUAGUUGUGCUGGAAGUGAAUUAUUUCAGAACUAAAUAAGACAAAACACAUGAACAAUUUGGAAUAACAGCACAUCUUUGAGGAGAGGGAGAGGGGGGGGCAACAGAUACAGAGAGUACAUUAUAUCUAUAGAAAUAUUAUUUAUUUAUACAAAUGACAAUUCAGGAAUGGAAAGAAGUAUCAUCAAUGCAGAAUACCUUACGAGAAUUAGAAAUAACUAUGAGUAUGAUAAGUACUGAUUUGAUCACUAUGGAGCUUUGGAAAUAACGGGACCCUCUUAAUAUGACACUCAAACAGGUAUAUUGGCAGAGGGAAUGGCAAAGUUCUCCCAUGACAUGUGGUUACAUAGUGUUACAAAAGACAUGUAGCCAAAAUGUGUAUAAUACCAAAUUUGAAAAAGGGAGUCCUUUCAAAAAGGAAUUCAUGAAUAUGAUGUUCCAUAUUAAAUAUUUGAGAAAUUGUCAGAAAUAUUAUUAAUUUGUUACAGUUAAAUUUUCAAUGAUUUUGAGCUUGGAAAUAUUUGGACUUAAUCAGUCUACAUUAGUUCCAAGAUUUCACUUCAAGUAAAAGUUGGGUAACAAGUUAUGUGCAGUGCACUGACAUAAGUUUUUAUUUCAAAACCAUGCUUUAGUUUGUUUGAUGUUUGGAGAAGUACAACAACAUUUUAUAAUGCUUAUGUAAUAGUAAAAUUUAUAUGAAGUCCUCGGUAGAUAUUGUGCAGUUUCAGUUAUCCAAUAUGUCGUAUGAUUUGCAAGGGAGCGAAUAUAUAAUGUGGCUAUGUGAGUAUGUAAUAGCUGCAUUCUCCCAUGGCUUGGAUCUGUCUUCCUUGCUUCAGAAUGUAUUUUGACAAAGAAAGGUUCUUUAAAUAUAAUCAUCAAAAGUAACUUAAGAUAACUUAAGUUUUUAGUUGGAGUAAGGUCAAAGUAUUGGUGCUUCUAUUUGCUGCUUCUAUUUGCUGCGAGACUACUUUCAAGAAAACUCAAAUUAACUCAAUAUCAAACAUUAACAAAUCUUGGUUUUUACAAGGCCUUCAACAAAAUUAGUUCUUUCGGAAAAAUGGUACACUGGUAUUUUAACUAGCUCCUUAUCUCCCUAUCACAACCAUUAUGUAAUGUUCUUGUAACUGCAAUUGCUGCAGACUGAAAAUAAGGAAAUAGUCCUUUUUGAUUUGCCAUUUGUAGAGAGGAAUGAAGCGUUUUGGAAAAUAGGAGGCAUUUGGAGUAUGUCCCAAUUGUUUUUUGAGCAAAUAUAUCUCAUUUUCAAAUGUUUACUUUUACUCCUUGGAGAAGUUUGUAAAUAUAAAUUUUGGUGAUGGUCACGUUUUAAUAUUUACAAUUUGAAUUAUCGAGAAGAUUAUUUUACAUUAGAGUUUACAGUAACUCUGGAUUUUCCAGAAAUGAAAAAUGGUCAAACUUAAAGAAAAUAAAAGGUCAAGAAAGUUAAAGAUGUCACCAUUGUAUAAUAAUAUUCUAGAUUCAAUUUACAGAAUUGCCAUAAACAACAAUAUGAAAGGUGUAAAUAUAAAAUAGCUACCGGGUGACUCAGGGCUAUGGUGGCGUAAUAUCAACUUUUACUUUUGAAAGUGUUGGUGGUUCUGAAUCGACAUGUACAUUGGGAGCACACUCAGUUAAUUCAGGUCUCUAUCUAUGUAAGAAAAUUGAUGUCAAAACAAAACCCGUGAAAAGGAGAAUUUGUUCACGUUCUUAACUUAGCUUGAAGUAUAGGAUUAUCAUUUGCAGUAUUCUAUGUAAGAUGAAUAUGUUUACUGUAUGUAUAGAAUAUUGUUGGAAAUAUGUGGGGAAAACAAAUUGUAUAGAACAAUAAAAAAAGAAAUGUGUAUAUAAA
Owenia fusiformis is the source of this 3685-nucleotide messenger RNA. The record is from the annotation of a GenBank genome assembly. Lineage: Eukaryota; Metazoa; Annelida; Polychaeta; Sabellida; Oweniidae.